This is a messenger RNA of Salvelinus fontinalis (brook trout), 382 nucleotides long. RefSeq names its product polysialoglycoprotein-like. Bases 11 to 235 code for a protein of 74 amino acids. The record is from RefSeq and is a predicted model, not a curated record. The transcript is spliced from 4 exons. NCBI's taxonomy places the organism in Eukaryota, Metazoa, Chordata, Actinopteri, Salmoniformes, Salmonidae.
GACUAUUUUCAUGGUCAUGGGAGGUGUGAGAGAAUUGCUGCUCUUUGUGUUGACUGUGGGGGUUGUCAAAGUUUCUUGUUACCCUGUUGGAAAGUCCCAGAAGCAAGAACAAGUCUCUCUGCAGAGGAGACUUGGAGAGCUGUCAUCAAAUGACGUCUCCAUUGUGCAUGCCCUGGCCUUGCUCCGAUCCAUAGGGUCUGACGCAAAACAAGACAGAAGAGUAUUUCGAGACUAAUGACGUAGAAUCCCAAGCUUCUCCAAACCACGGUAGCUCUCCGGCAAAUGAUAACCUGUCCUCUGACGACGCUACCUCUGAAGCUGCCACUGGCCCGUCUGACGACGCUACCUCUGAAGCUGCCACUGGCCCGUCUGACGACGCUAC